AUGAGCUGCAGAAGAAGGAUCAGCAGUGCAGUCCUUGUGGUUGUCUUGCUCUUCUCCCCAUUAUUGCUCACGCUCUACCUUCCCACUGCUUGCGCUCGCCAUGUGGCGGUGCUCGGCGCAAGAGAUGGCCUGAAUCUCGGAGGCGGCCGGCAGCUUGUGGUUGGUGAUGAUGCAGGAAAGGCCGUCCCUGUCGGCGGCUCACGGCCAGUUAGGACGGUGGAGAUGCGCGCGGCGAGGAGGCACCGGCGGGACGCGGCCGACGAGAUGCACGACAUGCUGAGGAAGGACUACGCGUAUAGGGCGAGGGGCAAGAAGCCCAUCCACAACGACGAGCCACUCGACGAUGAACCCUAA
Molecule: messenger RNA, 354 nt
Organism: Triticum turgidum subsp. durum (durum wheat)
Lineage: Eukaryota; Viridiplantae; Streptophyta; Magnoliopsida; Poales; Poaceae
Source: the annotation of a GenBank genome assembly